Messenger RNA from Amphiprion ocellaris (clown anemonefish), 4405 nucleotides. RefSeq names its product dynein, axonemal, intermediate chain 1, paralog 2 (gene dnai1.2). Gene Ontology annotation, molecular function: dynein light chain binding; dynein heavy chain binding. Gene Ontology annotation, cellular component: outer dynein arm. Gene Ontology annotation, biological process: cilium movement; outer dynein arm assembly. The coding region runs from base 142 to 2181 and encodes 679 amino acids. Lineage: Eukaryota; Metazoa; Chordata; Actinopteri; Pomacentridae. The record is from RefSeq and is a predicted model, not a curated record. The transcript has 20 exons.
CCUGUAUACAGCAGCAAGUAAAGCCUGGACACCAAACUCCUCUUCUGCUUUUAACAAUUUACAGGUUUUACUUUUUAACCCUGUGUCAAAAACGGACCCAGCUAAGCGGUUUUAAAGCCUUAAAGCCGGACUCUUGCCGAAAUGUCCGUGCGGGACACUAACGUUGGAGCACGAAAGGCCUCUAAUGUUCAGAAAGCACCUGGAGUGAAGUCAACCAAAGCUGCAAAUAAGGAAAAGGAUGAGGAAAAGACUGUGGAGAUCGGUGGUGGACACAUCAAAGGCCUUAUUAAGCCUCCAGAUCAACUGAAGCUCACUGAGGCUGAGCUGAAGGAGAAAAUCACAAGGGUUCUGAACACACAGAACCCACAUGCCCCUGAUAAUAUUGUCCGCUGGACAUUCAAGGAUCGUUGUUUCAAGCCUUGCGUUGUGGAUCACACUAUUCAUAUCUUUGAAUUGGAGGGCAACCUUGUGUAUAAAAACUCUGAUGAAGGUCGUAGACUAAUGCUCAAGCAGGGUCUCCAUGAAGAGGAUACAGGACUUGACAUCGGAGCAGAAUCUGAUAAGGAGAGAACGGAAACCUCGACUACACCUGUAGAGGAUGGAGGGGAGGUGGAGGAAGCUGGAGAGGAGGACAGACCAGACAGCGCUGCCUCCAAAACUGACAAGAAAGAGCCAAAAAUUACUAAUAUAUUCAACUCCUGUGACAGGGCCACCCAGACUCUCCAUAAUCCUCCAAGGGAGAUAAACUGCCAGACUGAACCUCCUCCACGUAGCAGCUUCUCUGCCUCUGCUAAUCAAUGGGAGAUCUAUGAUGCGUAUGUGCAAGAGCUGCAGAAACAAGAAAAAAACAAAGAGAAACAGAAAGCUGCACCAUCAGAAAAAGAUGAGAAAAGUCAGAAGAAGAUGAUGCUGAUGGAGACUCAGGAUAUUGACCUCAAUAAAGUGAGUAAGGCAGCCAAGGUCUUGGAACGAAUGGUCAAUCUGAAUAUCUUUGAUGAGAUAGCACAAGAUUUUGCAUACUAUGAGGAUCCCGCUGAUGAGUUCAAGUUCCCAAAGGGUACCCUCCUGCCCUUGUGGAAGGUCAAAUAUGACCAAGCCAAAAAACUGUCUGUUACUGCUCUCUGCUGGAAUAACAAAUAUCCGGACCUGUUUGGUGUGGGAAUGGGAUCAUACAACUUCUGUAAACAGGGAAGCGGCAUGCUUCUCUUCUACACAUAUAAGAACUGUUCCUUCCCAGAGUACAUCUACCCCACCAGUUCUGGUGUUCUGUGUCUCGACAUCCACGAGGAGCGUACCUACCUGGUGGCCGUUGGCUUCUAUGACGGCUCUGUGGCUGUUUAUAACUUGAAGACGGAGGGAAAGGAGCCUAUUUACAAGAGUACAGCUAAGACUGGCAAGCACACAGCCCCAGUCUGGCAGGUGUGCUGGCAGAAUGAUGACAUGGACAGCAACCACAAUUUCUAUUCUGUGUCAUCUGAUGGCCGAGUUGUGUCCUGGACACUAGUCAAGAAUGAGCUGGUUUUUACAGAUAUUAUCAGACUGCCAGUGAUUCCUGCUGAAACUGAGGAAACAGAACCUGCACAGACACCCCUUAUUGCUUGUGGGACAUCAAUGGACUUCCAUAAACAGAUUGACUAUCUGUUCCUAGUUGGCACUCAGGAGGGGAAAAUAUACAAGUGCAAGACUUACUCGAGCAAGAUCCUGGAGACCUAUGAUGCCCACCACAUGAGAGUGGAUACUGUAAAGUGGAACCACUUUCACCCAAAGGUUUUCAUCUCAUGCAGCUCAGACUGGACCAUCAAGAUGUGGGACUAUACCAUCAACACUCCAGUGCUGACCUUUGACCUAAAAGAACCCAUUGGAGACAUUGCCUGGUCUCCAUACUCCUCCACUGUAUUUGCUGCUGUGACAACAGAUGGGAAUGUUCAUGUUUUUGACCUCAACAUCAACAAAUAUGAGGCUCUCUGCCAGCAGCUAGUGGUGGACAAAAAGAAGGCCAAGCUGACUCACAUUGCGUUUAAUCCCAUCCAUCCAAUCAUCAUAGUGGGAGAUGACAGAGGCAAUGUCAAUAGCUUCAAACUCUCUCCUAACCUCCGCAAGAAGCCCAAGGGCAAAGAGGGUCCAGAGGUGGAAGCAGCCAAGAUGGAGACGCUCCUCAGUCUACUAAGGAAACCAGAGUAAAGCAUAUAUUUACGUGUCCACCAUGGAUUCUCUGCCAGACACAACAACAUGGUACAAUCUGGUAUACUCGUUUAUUAAAGACGACUUUAUUUGUUCAGUGUAUGCAAUAAAUAACAUCAAAAUAACAAGAAAACAAUUUGUUAAUAUUUAUCAAAAUGUUUUCUCCUGAUUUAACUUGCAUUUGAUACAACAAUGCAUAUUUUGAUACUUCAGUAUUUUUCUGCAGGGAUUUAUAAAAAUUUCUCCACAUGUAUUGUGCAAGUUCUGAGUAAUUUCAGUAUAGCGCCACCAUUGGGUACAUAUGUCUAAACAAGCUCCAGAAUUUAUUCUGUGAUCAACUGUUCUAAGUUGCCUUUUCUUGUAUCCACCACUGAUUGCACUGUUCACUUUUGCUUCAGUGAAUAAUUUUACUAAAAUGACUUCCAACAGUUUCUUUGGAGGCUAUGAACUUCUAUUUGCAGUAUCCUCUAAAGGCAAAACAUCUUUUGCUCAAAUCACAUUUCAGCAUUGCAUUACAUUCUAAUCUACUGAAGCUAUUGUUGAGACAUUUGUAAUUCUACUCUUAGUAGCAUUAACAGGCAUAUUUUCAUGUCAGGAAUAAUAUAUUAUAAAUCCUUUUCUUUCUUACUUCAGUGUAACUAAUAUCUGCUAAAUGUCUGGAAGGUUGCAAAAUUUAAAAUACAUAUCGAUAUUAAUAAUGCAGUCAGGUAUUAAUAAUCUGUGGUGGGAUGAGGGGAACAUGGGUAGGCCUGUCUGCAAUCUGUGUGGUUCCAUAGGAUUAAUCCCUCUGUAUGUGAGCAUCCUGUGAUUCAGUCCAGAGCAAGUGGCCCAUCAUAGACAGCCAGAAGCAGAUGUCAGUGUGAGGGCCUUGUUGAAGAGGACACAAAUUUCUACUAAGCCUCUCUAGUCCUUAUAUAACCCCCUUAGCAAGACGCUCUGCCUCAUGAUUCGCUGAUGUUUGUGACUGACAAUGACACACACAUACCACACAGGCUCAAGUCCCUGUUCUCAGUAAUAGACUGGCUUUCUCUUUUUUCAGGCCGCUGUAUGAAAUAAGAGGAUAUAUUUAGAAACCUCUAACAACAGGCCAGUCGUUCUUUGUCUACUUAACAUUCCUUUCUCUCAGGGUCUAUGCAACCUGCAUCCAUCCUUGUGGCCAUGUCCUUUUCUUGAGGCUGUUUGUGUUAAACAUGCACGCUCGUUGGCAUUCGUCCAUGUCCUUUGUCAAACCCAGAACCAGAUUUGACAGGUGAUGGCUGCUUAAAAAUAGUUUCCUCACUCCACUGCAAUUCAUCCUUGCUACGUCUUUGUGAGGCACAGCCACAGCUGACACCAGAUCGGCAGCUGACCUUAAAAACUAGGGAAGGACAAGUCUAAUUAGUAUUAUUGCUUGCAGUCAGGCUCACUGUUCCCUCGAUCCUCUCUCCUGUGGAAGAGUGCACUGAGGCCAUCACUUGUUGCUACAUUUGACUCAUCUUUGUGCAGUCAGGAGGUCAGCAGGUACUUGUGCUCGUUGAUCUGCUGGGUUUCUGCUUCACUCGGAGCCAGCACUGGUAGCCUCUCUGGGCUAGAUGGGACCCUGCAGGCUUGGUAGAUGAUUAGACAGAGGAGAAGAAGAAGGAUGGCAACAAAUGUAUUGCAGGCAAUGGCCACGAGCGCAGCUGUGGACAGUCCUGUUGUGCUUCCUUCAGAUUCCAUAAUGAAGACUGGACUGUAGAGUCCGAUGUCAGUCAACUUAAAUAUUGAUUUUUAAGUUGGUUCCAUUAUUUUCUUUGGUUAAUUGGCAAAUGAGACUGGGCAUCACCAUCUACGAUUUUUCGUGUCCACAGAUAUUGUGAGGCGAAAAAACACAGUGCAUGUAUUGUUGAAUAUUUCGAUCAGACAGCAGCAGGAAGCAGUCUGCCUGUACGUCUCACUGCAGAGAUGAAUGUGUUCUCCUCAAGGCUCCGCUUUUCUUGAUAGCUUCUUUAGGGUGACACAUCAACUCUCCACCAUACAGAUGAGCCUCACAGCACUCUCUGCUAGUGAUGAUUUCACAGUAGUCUGCAGUAUCAAAAUUCUGCUUGCUAUUUCAGGAAAUGCCUGCCACUGUCUGUAAAAAAAAGAACGAAUAGAACAAUUACAUAUAACUGAACACAAGCAGAGUAUGAAAUGAGAUGUAGGAACAGGCUAUGUAGCAUGUCAGUCUUUUCAGCGGUGUCAUAAAUUGUAAUCUUUUCCCUUC